Messenger RNA from Varanus komodoensis (Komodo dragon), 12064 nucleotides. It is a transcript of the gene PHC3, whose product is annotated as polyhomeotic homolog 3. Gene Ontology annotation, cellular component: nucleus; PRC1 complex. The record is from RefSeq and is a predicted model, not a curated record. The transcript has 15 exons. The coding region runs from base 91 to 3048 and encodes 985 amino acids. NCBI's taxonomy places the organism in Eukaryota, Metazoa, Chordata, Lepidosauria, Squamata, Varanidae. Gene Ontology annotation, molecular function: protein binding; zinc ion binding.
GCGGUGCCUCCCUGUGAGGGAGGCGAGAACAUGGCGGAAGCGGAGUGAGCGAUUUGUACGCUGAGCGGGUGGAAGUAUCAUUCCACAGCUAUGGAGAAUGAGCCAAGCACAACAACAUCUUCCACAUGCACAACAACCGUUGCUACAACUUCUUCCCCCUCCCGUACGCAGCCACCUCAGAUAUCUGUCUAUAGUGGCUCCGAUCGACAUGCUGUACAAGUUAUUCAGCAGGCCUUGCAUCGUCCCCCUAGCUCAGCGGCACAAUACCUGCAGCAGAUGUAUGCCGCUCAGCAGCAACAUCUAAUGUUACAAACUGCUGCUUUGCAACAGCAGCAUUUGAGCAGUGCUCAGUUCCAGAGUCUGGCCAGUGUUCCACAGGCAAACCUGUCAGGUGGGAGGCAGUGUGCAUCUCCCAAUGGCAGUGUAACUCAGCAGUCAAGCAUGUCAGAGACUUCGAUUAAUCUCUCUGCUUCUCCUACACCUGCGCAGCUAAUAAGCCGCUCACAGACCUCCAACACUAGCAGCAGCAGUCUUACCCAACAGACCAUGCUACUAGGGAGCACCUCCCCUAGUCUCACUGCAAGCCAGGCUCAGAUGUAUCUCCGAGCUCAAAUGCUUAUUUUUACACCUGCUACCACUGUGGCGGCUGUCCAGUCUGACAUUCCUGUUGUGUCGUCAUCAUCUUCGUUUCCUUGUCAGUCUGCAGCUACUCAGGUACAGAAUUUAACAUUGCGCAGCCAGAAGUUGGGUGUAUUGUCUAGUUCACAAAAUGGUUCACCAAAAAGCAGUAGUCAAGCCCAGACACUAGCCGUGUGCCCGAAUAAACCUGUGACCAAUACCAAAAGCAGCCAGUCAGAUCCUCCAGAAAGCAAAAGAAAAGGAGACAGCCCAACUGCAGAGCCUCGAAGCCCAGCUGUUACACGUACAUCAAGUAUUCAUCAGCUUAUAGCACCAGCUUCAUAUUCUUCAAUUCAACCUCAUUCUCUGUUAAAGCAUCAGCAGUCCCCUCUUCAUUCACCACCCUCAAAAAUAUCCCACCAUCAGCUUAUCUUCCAGCAACAGCAAGUUCAGCCGAUCACACUCCAGCUUCCCCCCAGUCAGGAAGCAUCUUCUUCACAACACUGUGUACCACUCCAGGGCCAUGCUCUUCCUCCAACUUCCAGCAGUACCCUAUCACAACACUGUUCACCUGUUCACAUCCACCCCCCUCCCCUUCCUCCUGCACUUUCCCCAACCCCAUCCCAGUCCUCACAACAAUCAGUGGUGGUAUCCCCACCACCACCUCCUUCACCUAGCCAGUCACCAACUAUAAUUAUCCACCCUCAGACUCUCAUUCAGCCGCAAUCGCAUCCAGUAGCAUCUUCAGCGCUUCAGCCAGAGCAUAACACAGCACAGGCCAAUGACAGUCCAGCAGAAGCUGCCUCGCAGUCAGCCAGUAUUCCACCCCAACUGCCAUCUUCUCCAGUAGUACACAUUGGCCCAGCAGAUCAGCCUUCCAUGGUGUCCACAGGCCAGCAGAUAACAUCUCCAACACCUCAUCAGCAGUAUCCGACUUUGCAGCCCACACCCAUUCCAGUUGCAACCUCUCCACAGCUAUCAACUUCUCCAACCCACAGUCAGCCACUUCCCCUUCCUCCUGUUCAGCCUCUACAAGUGCAGCCUGAAAUUUUGUCCCAGGGUCAGGUUUUGGUACAAAAUACAUUGGUUUCUGAGGAGGAGCUUCCUGCUGCUGAAGCUUUGGUCCAGCUGCCAUUUCAGACCCUUCCUCCUCCUCAGACAGUUGCAGUAAACCUUCAAGUGCAGCAAGCAGUACCUGUUGAGACCCCAGUGAUUUAUCAAGUGGAAGAAAUGUGUGAAGAAGAAAUGCCAGAAGAAUCUGAAUGUGAUCGUAUGGCUAGGACUCCCACCCCGCCAACCUUGUCACCACCAGCCAUAACCUUAAGAAACAGAGAAGACCUCGCCUAUGAGGAGCCAUUUCCAGAGCAAGAAGGACAUUCUUCAGUGGCCUCUUCAGUCAGUGCUUCUGUAAUUAGAUCACCAUCCGACCCUUCACAUGCCUCUAUUCCACAGCCACCUCUUUUGCUACCAGCAGUUGCCACAAGAAGUAGCAGCACAUCACUGUCUAACAGGAAUCCCAGCAUAGACAACAAGCUUCCUCAGGCUAUCGUUAAACCACAGAUCCUGACCCAUGUUAUUGAGGGCUUUGUGAUCCAAGAAGGGUUAGAACCAUUUCCUGUAAGUUGUUCAUCCCUUCUGGUUGAGCAGCCUGCAAAAAAGAGGCUCCUAAUGGAAGGCCAGGUGAUGAAUGUUAUGUGUGUUGAGCCUGAGCUACAAAACAAUUCAAAACAUGCAGACAACUCCUCAGAUACAGAACUGGAGGACAUGAUUACAGAAGAGGGACUGGAUGAGAUGGAAACUGAUCUCCUUAAGUGUGAGUUCUGUGGGAAAAUGGGGUACGCGAACAAGUUUCUGCGGUCGAAGCGGUUCUGCUCCAUGUCCUGUGCCAAGAGGUACAAUGUAAGUUGCAGUAAGAAAUUUGGAUUAUAUGCAUCAGACAAGAACAGCCGUUGGAGCCGGAGCUCAGAUAGUCAGAGCUUUGGGCGACGUGGGCGACGGCCAAGUGGCUCUGAUGGCCCUCCAAGGGAACACUUCCUUAGACAGCUUCCAAUUACUUAUCCAUCUGCAGAAGAAGACUUGGCUUCUCAGGAAGACAAUGUGCCAGUUGCCAUGACCACUCGCCUGAGAAGGCAAAGUGAAAGGGAAAGAGAGCGUGAGCUUAGGGAAUUGAGAAUUAGGAAAACAACAGACAACCUGGAUUUGCUGCCAUCUGUGCAAUCUGAUCCAUCGAUAUGGACUGUUGAAGAUGUUUGGGCUUUCAUACGCUCUUUGCCUGGUUGUCAAGAUAUAGCUGAUGAAUUUCGAGCCCAGGAGAUUGACGGGCAGGCUCUUCUCUUACUGAAAGAGGAUCAUCUCAUGAGUGCAAUGAAUAUUAAGCUAGGACCUGCAUUGAAGAUAUGUGCACGGAUCAACUCCUUGAAGGAAUCUUAGUGGAAAACUAAGGCUUUAAACCAAGCUUUCAACAGAUACAGACCUGUAAUAAGCCAGCAUCUUACUGUUUGAUGUGGUUAUUACUGCUGUGUUUUGCUAAGUAUCUUUUUUCCACAUGAAGACUUUUGGAGGAGCAUGUGUAAUGUGAUCCUCCAAGCCUUCCAGUAGUUAUCCAGCUUCUCAGGAAGCAUAAGCUAUGUUGGCAGAUCAUUGUAGUCAAAUGCAGGACGAGGUAAAGUCAGUGAAAAGCUCUAUGACAUGUUUGUAAUAUGUUGUGGGUGAUGCUUAUUCCAAAAAGGCAAUUAUUUACCAUACAAGAUUUAAACUUUUUUUAAAAUAUAGCCUUGAUUACAGUUUUUCAUUGUGUUUCUAUACACUUUUUUUCCUUUGUAGAAAGCUUUUUAAGAAUACAGAUUAACAGAAGAGCCCACAGAGUCUGUGGGAGCAUUGAUUAGGGUAAAAUGCUAUGCAUUUAAUUGUGCUCUUGAGUUUCAAUUAAUCCUGAAGGAACUCUUCUCUCCUAAUGCUAUGGCUCACCCACUACUGCAGUAUUUUCUUCAAGUGCAAAUGCUUUUCUGUAAACAUGAGAGAUACUCUGUGAAUGCAGCAAACCUUCUACUAUCAGAAUCUUGGUCACUUGAAUUCCACAUGUACUUAUCAGCAUAAGAAAAUCUAUGAAUGUUUUUUUUUAAACUAGGGAUUGGGGAGGUAUUCUUGUUAAAUGAGCUUGUACAGAAAGCCUGAUGCAUAUAGUGGUAAAGCUGCUGAGAGCUGAAAUGGCACGUCACCCUUCCUGGAAAGUACAAAAGAAGCACAUACGUUAUGUCAAUUCUUUGUAUGCUGCUAUACACUGAAGAGGGCAUUAUGCUAUUAUCCUAGUUUUUCUUGCUGCUAGUUAACAUAGACCAAAGGAGUUAAUGCACACCUGUCCACUCACUAGCUGAAUGGGAACCCAUUGUUAUCCAUGUGCUGGUGUGUGGCUCCUCGUUAUUAAAUAGCUCUGACAGGCAGAUGGGAUUAGCAGAUAUUUCUGGACUUCUUUGCUUUCUCUUUUCUCUUUCUUUCUUUGUUUUCCCCAGCAGGAAUUCUGCUGGAUGCUGCUAAAGAUGUUUUUCUUCCCUCUCCAUUUGGAAUAAGCACUUUUUGAAAUUGCAGUGGUUUCAGCUCGAACAUUUUCUCAUGCCACGGUGUCACUUGCAAUCUUACAGUGAAGAUUCCUGCCCCAGUGGCACCAAAGUAUUAAGAAUAAGUAUUCAGAUGUUUAUCCUCUGUAUCUUUUUAAUAUUUUGCAUGAUAUUCCAAAAGAUCCCAUUCAGUUAACAUGUUUAAAGGAAAUGGGGCUCAGAUCAUUGAGAACUUCUCUUGAGCAAGGCCCACUGAGAUGAAUGAGAGUUUCACAUAUCAUGAAAAUUCUCUUCAUUGCCGUGGAAUUUGCACAAAAGGAAAUGCUCUUUAGAGUAUGAGCACAAUGUCGCUGAAAGGCAUUUCUGGGUUCAUUACAGGCAUAUGUAGGUUUUAGUAAUAAUAUAUAUUUCCUAAAAUAGGUCUAUUUACCAGAAAUAAAUUAUGGAAAUGAUUUACCAGACAGCUAAUGAAAUUUUACAUGCUGUGAGUGGUACUCAGCCAGUGUCUUUGCUGAUGGAAAGCAUAAGUUAGCAGAAUGGACAGGGGGAUGUUUUUCUGUAAUUCAGUUUGCUGUGGGAACAGACAUGGGGGCUAUAGGGGUGAGGGAGACUAGCUGAAAAUAGUUUCACCUCCAUUCUGCUGAUGGGUACCUUCCAUCACCAAAGGGUUACUUUUUUUUGCUUUGAGCGGAGACCAGAGAAGCUCUCAAAAUGGUUCAUGACUUCCUGACCUGGUGAAGGGGGUUUUGCACUUAAAAGCACUUAACACUUCCUGAUUCUCUGCUAAUUUUAGUCUCAGAUUUUGGGAUGCUUUUAGUAAGGUGUUUCUAGCAGUUGUAGUUAAUUAUUAACAGUAACUUGUUGAAGGUCAUCAGAAACUCAAAGUAAUCCAGUUACUUAUGGACUUAAGGAGAGCCACCAAACAUUUGCAAGUGAGGGAAGUUUGUAAAAAUUCAAGGGUUGCAAAGUAUUAUGUCAUUCUCCAACUUUGGAUGGAUUAUUCUAUAGAAUGGAAAAUGGGCAUAGUUGCAGCCAAAUUGUAUGGAUUAGUUCUUAGUCUAACAAUUACUGGUUAGCAGCUAAUUGAAAAUAAAAACUACCUUCACAAGUCUUUGUGAAAGCAGAACUGGUGGGCUUAGAAAUUAAGGGUACAUUUUUGUCAUUUUCAAGGAUGGAUAGAAAUAAUUUGUUCAGGACUAUCUUUAUGGAAUUUACUUCAGUCCCGUUCACUUCAAAGUGACAUGUAUUGGGCUGUAAGUAAUCUAAAGCAAGAUAUUUCAAUUUAAUUGAGUUGUGCACCAGGCUACGUUUGUUUUGAAAAUGAUUUUUCUUGAAUUGUCUCUUCUUUAAGCAUCUUGGAACUGGAACAAUAGUCCAUCUUCUGUAAAUACAAAUGGGGCAUAACAUCAUACUCAGAGUAAUAACCAUGCAUUUGGUAUAAUUUAGAUGCUUAUCUUUCAUCAGCUGCACAAUGUAUAGGUUCACAGUGAUUUCCUGAAGUGGAUUAUGGUAUUAUUCUUAUGCAGUGUUUCAGGGUAUUUCAUCUCUGAUGAUAAAGAGUAAGAGCAGAAGCACAAAUGGCAAUGCCCUGACCAGAAAAAUAUUUUUCAUCUUUUUCCCUUAAGAGACUAGUUUGACAAAUGGUAUAUAUGAGACUGCAAAGCUGCUCCAAGAACCAGACUUUUCUAACUUUUAUACAUGGAGCCUGUUGGAUUGAUAUAUUUCUUUCCCCUCUCAUUUGGUGAUUUCAGAACCAAACAUAGGAACAAGGCAGGCUUGUAUUGUGUGAGGCUUGCUGAAUGAACCUGUAUUGCCUCCUCCUCCCCAUCUGUGCAGAAGCAUUUUGUGCCAUUGCCAGGCUGCCACCACAAUGGAUCAAAUAAAGUGGGAAGAUAGACUAAGAGUGAGCUCCAUGAAGAGGGGAGGAGUUUUCCCCAAUGUAAAGACAGUUUGGGUUAGCCAAAGGGCAGUGCCUGCUGUCCCCAGUACAGCUGGCCUCUCCUUGGGCAGUAAAGUUAGGCUUCAUGAGGGAGAAAGAGCACAUCCUUUCCCUCCCCCUCACCUGGAAGACAGUAACUCCACUGUUGGGUGCAAAAAAGUCCCCCAGUGUGAUGUUCCUUUGCUGGAAUAGAAGGUGCACUUCAUUGGAAAAGCAGCAUGAACAAGAGACAAAAUAGAUGUGGCUUUCAUUGCCUGGCAGUAUGAAGUUAAAUAUGUUUACAUUUGCUACUACAAACAUUAACACAAUGGUACACUUAGUGCCAGCCUGGCUAAAUAAUUAGUUCCAUGUGCAUCUGAGUAUUAUCUAAGACCACAAGGAUGCAGUGAGUUUUUAUUCAUUAAGAUGCUUAAUUUAAAAGGGAGAAGAUGUCUGCUGCAUAUCGGUAUAGUAUCCUUUCUUAGAACAGGAUGCCGGACUGCAUCUGUAUGGGUGACUUGGGGAGGUCCAGAGGCCAUUUUGCCCCCCAGCUCUCCACAGGACACACCACACACCCAUGGGUGCCAAAAUGGCACUUGGAGCUGCUACAGAGGCUCCAAAGGGUCAAAAUUAGCUUUAAACUAACUCAACACUGUUGGCACUCAGUAGUAUUUUUGGGUGCCAUUUUGCUUUCCAGUAGAUCAUUUUUUUACACUCCCCUAAUCUUGGGGGUAGAGCGGUGUUGCAGCUGAGAACUGCAUGUUGCUCCCUCCUGGACUCCAUGGCAUUGAGCUUCCUUCCUGCCCAGUAGUUAAUGGCACUUUCACCGAAAUUUGCUUUGGUGCUGCUCAUAGCAAUUAGGCAGUGCACAGAGUAAUUGCACAAGUCUGAUUAAAAGUGAACUCCAGUGUUUAUGCAAGUACACUGAACAGGGAAAGAAAGCUCUUGCUGGCAUUUUUCCAUGUUGGCGUGGGGGGCAAGGGGUUGGGGGGGUAUUAUUUCAGAGCCUUUACAUUUUGUACCUAAGUAGAGCUAGCAAAGCACAAGAUGUAAAAUGAGAAGUGUCCCCACAUGUAAUCAGUGUUGCCUUGAGUGCAGCCACAGUCCCACUGCGAUCGAUGAUGCCAUGGCCUGAGGCAGUAUGACAGCCAAGCUCUUUGGUUCUCACUAGGCAUGUGAGAACCAGUUGUUAGCACGCCAACACCUGAAUACAGUUUAGAGAGGCCUAUAACUGAGUAUUUUAAAAUUGCAUCCUAGAUAAAAUGCAAAUAAACUUGUCUUCGUUUACACCCUCGCUUCCUCCUUGGCUCCUCUGCUGGUUUCAGUUCCCAAGUCACUUGCUUUAAAUGACUGAAACAGCACUGGGAUGGGGCAGAAUGUACCAUCAUGUGGGAACUUGCACUCCUAUUCUAGGCAGUUUGUCAUUCAGACUGUGCCAUCUGGGCCAGACCUGAUAAUGCCUCAGAUCUGCCUUACUGACAAGCGAGCAUCAACACGGGGAUAGGUAUAUUUACUGUAGGAGUUUCAGACACUCUGUUCUGAUUUGCACCUGCUCCCUCAAAAAACUGCUUCAUCUGUUAAGCUUUGCUCUCAUACUAGGUGGCUCUCUUCUGUGUGCCAAGCUGCAGACAGUAAGGAAAAUCAAAAGCAGUCUGAUACAGGAUGGCAAUCAGUCUCCUCAGUACUAUGUACAGUUCAGUAGCUCAUGGUGGUGUUUGACGGUUUUCUGUGAAUAGCAGUAGAGACUUGGCAAUGGAAAUGGUUGCUUUCAAAAAUAUAUUAUGUAAAUACAAAUCCAGAGACAGCAUGUAUAUAUGGAAAUGUGGUCUUGAAAAGAAAAAUGUGGCUUUAUAUACCAGCUGCCUAUUUGUUUCUUGUAUUUAAAACAAGCUGAAGGGUGUGAACCAGAGUAAGUGCCACUGAAAUAAUGUUUCUUUAAUACUCAGCUGGGUACCUGAGUCACGUUGCGGAAGUGUCCCUAACGUUCGCUAGCUUCUAAGGGUCUAUUUCUGUCAUGGGCAAACUGCAGGAUAACAUUGUGUAUGUGCUUUCUCCACUGCUCUGCACAUAGCCAGUUCUAAAUACUUGUUAUGUAGACAUAUCCUCAAAUCUGAGGAUUUAUCGGCAUGGUCUCCAAGUCAUAAAUUCAGCAAAUGAAAGUUAGAACAUUCCAGUAAUUUUACGGGCUCAUGUUGGGCAGUCAUGACAUUCAGGAACUCAAAGCUGGCAUUAGUCAUGUGCUGACAUCUUGAGGGAAUGGUUAUGUGAGGGAUAUAAUCACAUGUCGGUCUCUGUUAGGACCACUGUUUUCUGUUAUGUUGAAAGCCUAAAUAGCAUGUUCUUACCAUGGGUUAAAGCAUUACCAGUGGGGUUCUGGCAACAUGCAUACAUUCUGCAAUUGGCCAUGAUGGAGAUCAGUUUACAUCUCUCCUCUUCACAAACAGGACCAUAGACUCAAUCUGUCAUAUUACAGCUCCCUGGCUACAUUAAAAGCUCAGUAUUAUUCAGCAUUUGCUGUCACCUUUCACCAUAACUUUUAUCUCUUUGAAGAGAACUUUUAGGGAUUUUUUCUCCUGAAAUGCAAACCUGACAUAUUCUUCCUAGAACAUUUGCAUGAAAUUCCUUUUUGUAAAUUUUCACAUUAAAUCAUCCUCUAAAAUGUGCUGUUUCUGAGUGUUAUUAGUGGUUGUCAGUGAAAUCUAAGUGUAUUACUGACCAGGAAAAACACUUUAUGUUGCAGCAAAUAUUCCAGUAAAGGCGGAGGGGGGUGGGGGGGGGGAACGAAUUGAGACUAUUGGGGAUGGCUGGAGAAUGUCCUCUGUGUAUUCCUGGAACUUGUCUAUUACAACAAAUGACAAAAGCAAGCUGCAUGUAGCACAGGAAUCAGCAUUGUACCUUUGGUCUAGAACUUGUUGCAUCCUAACAAUUAAAAUGGUAAAUCACACUUCUUGCUAAGAUGUGGCAUCUUAGAACAAGCCCAUAAAAGUAUUUUGUGAAUUGUUCCCUAAGUGGCCAUAGCCAAUUUACCCAGCUCAUUUUUUCUGUAGUUUUAUGUGACAUUUUUGUUGUUAACAUGAUGUUAAUCUGCUGGCCUCUGUGUUGGAAAUAACAGGAAAUUGUGGUUUUAAAAAACUAGGAUCAAAGCACCAAAGUUGGUGCACAAGAGAGGAGAAAGUGACAUUGGGGCUCAAUGUUUAUUUUCAUCUUAAUAAAUUGUUACUAAAUUGUAACUCUGAUUUCUUAAACCAGGUUUAGUUACAUCCAAGCUAAUGUUUUAAAACUAGAGGUGAAACUUUAACAAGAGAUUCUGGAAUUGGUGCUGUUGGAAUAAAUCAAGCAGAAGUGUUAUUUGUAUUAGGAAACACUUCCAUUUACAAUCCUUAAAUACCUGAUGCUAGAAUACCUUUGUAAUAUGACUUUUCAUGAAAUGGUUGAGUUGGUAAAUAUGUUAGCAAGCCCUUUUAAAGGGUGCCUAGUGAUAUAGGUUAUCAAAAAUGUGUUCUGCAAAAUGAAAAAAGGGUAAAACUGGCCCUGUAGCCUUAAACAUUUCUAACAAGCAUAUUCUCUUUGAUUCUGUAUAAUGGAUAUUUUAUAUUUCUCUUAGCCUAUUCACUUCUAAUGAAAUGUUUCCAAGUUAUAAGAACCAGCAGACGGGAUGAUGUUGCAGCAGUGGUGACACACCAUGGUCUUAACUUUGAUUGCCUCUUCUUUUGCACUAAUUUUUGAAACUGAUAUUUAAGCACAUAAAGGGUCUCUUCUUUGGUCAGAUGUUUGCAAGUGCAUAAAGUCUUAUGGCUCUCCAUCAUGUGCAGUCAUACCUGGUAGGUUUUCUUAAAAGUUUCAGCUGUCAAAGGGAGCAGCAAAUUGGAAUAGGUAACAUACAUGACACUACAGUGCUAAAACAUGCUAGUUUCAUCACAGUUAUCAAGGAUAAAAUGCCAAAUUGUUACUGAAAACCACUGUUAAAAGGAAGAAAAGCUGCAAAAGAAAGGGCACCAAAAAGUGGGGAUAACAAUAACUCUCCGUUAGCAGUGUUCAGUGUUAAGUGCUGAACUGUGUCUUCUGAGUGCCCUCCACCUUUUCAAUACUUCCUGAAUUUCCAGGAGCACUUGCUGCAGUUCCUAAAAGCAAGCAAGCAAGCAAGCAGACCCCUGAGAAGGUUGCUAAAUGGGAUAGCGUGGGUGACAGGUGUAUGUACUGCUGGUGCCCCAUUUUCUCUGUCCCAUUCUGCUAUCUUUAAAUUUUUAAGUUUUUUGGACUGGCAUUAUGUCCACAUUUAAUAGCAGGGAAGUAAAUGGAGGAUGGAAUGUGCACCUGUAUUAACUGCUGUGUUACUGUAUGUGCACAAAUCUCCCUUCUAUUUACUUCCCAGUCCUUAAAUGAACAAAUUAUCCAAAUUAAUUUUGUCUAUUUUUAUGUGGAGCAUAGCUAGUAGGGAAUUGAAGCAGUAAAUACUCCAAAAAUGAGCUGUGAAAGGUGAGCGGGGACACCAAUAACUCCUUUCUGGAGUAGCUGGAGACUUAGGACGGAUUGAAAAGAUAAGGGGUAUUUAGAAGAGCCAGUUCAGCUUUUGAAACCAGGAGGAUCACACAGGCAAGGGGGAGAUCUUGUUCCAUCCCUUAUGGUGUUCCUCCUUUUGCUGCUUUCCCCCCUUUGCUGGUGCUCUUCAGUUGACACUUAAGAGAAUCAGUCCCUGGCACUUGUGAACGAAGUAUAUGUAGUCUCACCUUAUCACUCUGCUUCUGACUGUGCUUUGCUGCUCCUUCGACAGCUGAAACUGUCAAGGAAAUUGACUAAGCAAAACUUCCUGUACUGGAAAACAAUAAUUUUAAACACAACGGCACAAUUUUCUGGAGCCAAAAUAAUAAAAAACCCUAUUUUGUUUUUCAGGCUUGGGGGGUGGGGGGGUAAUGGUAGCAAACAAAAAGGGAUAAUAAUUGGAGUGAGGAUGAAGUGACGAGACAGAUUCUGCAGAGAAGGCCACUGGGAUACCAGCUAGGGAGUAGGGGGCGUGAGGUGGGAGGACCGGGCCUCAGUGCUGGUCCUCUUUCAGUUGCACUGUGGGUUAUUCCAUGAAUAACCCAUGUAGUGCUACUUAUUCACUUGGUGGUUUAGUAUGAGGUACAAAUGUGGCCACGGUGCAGUGCAUUCACAAGGUGGCUUAGUGCAUCAUGCAAACAUGGCCAGUAUUUAACCAUAUAUACACAUUUGCUUCUGAGUAAAACAUCUCCAGCAUGUUCUGCAACACUCAAGUUUUGUAUUUAUCCUGGGUCAUUUUCGCACUUCUUCUCUAGUAUCUAUGAAAAAGAAUACCGAGAGCUGAAUUAUGUUAGGAAGGAGCAGAUCUGUGCAAGAAAACAGACAACUGAACUUUGAGUCUAUUUGCAUAUAAACUAGUGUAAGAUUUAUCUAUCAAGAUAUCUAUGUACGUCUGUGUUUGUAUCAUGGAAUGGUACGUGGCUUUUCCUGAACAAGUGGUUUUAACAUAUAAUGCAUCAAUUUGGCAGUUGGAUUGUUUCCAGUGAAAAUUAAAAAAAUCCUUUCUCAAUGAAGAUAAAACAUUUUUACAUUAAAAAAAACUACACCAUGAUUUAGUUAAAAUUGAUCUAUAUGUAUCCUUUUGAUAUAUAAAAGCACUUUCAUACUAACAGCAUGUGGAUAAUUUUAGAUUCUCAUAUUUGUUAUGGUCUGUAGUAGUGAUGUAAAGUUUACUAGUCAUUAUCUGUCCAUUGUUAAUUGAUUAUACAAAUGAAGAAUCAAAGCACCUUAUACUAUUGCUGCUUCAAUCUGCUUGUAAUUGCACCUUUUGUUAUUGGCACACUGCAUUUUUUAAUUGAACAUUUUUAUGUGGUAAUAUUUGCUUCCUGUGGGAUUAAAUAUUUGACCUACAGUUACCAUCAACCUGGUUUAUAUUUCAACUUUGCAUUAACAUUGUGAAUAUAUCACUUCAGAAAUAAAAAUUACCAUUUGUCCA